This is a messenger RNA of Thermothelomyces thermophilus ATCC 42464, 589 nucleotides long. RefSeq lists its product as uncharacterized. Gene Ontology annotation, cellular component: RNA polymerase I complex; RNA polymerase III complex; RNA polymerase II, core complex. The record is from RefSeq and is a predicted model, not a curated record. The coding region runs from base 199 to 549 and encodes 116 amino acids. Gene Ontology annotation, biological process: DNA-templated transcription. Gene Ontology annotation, molecular function: DNA-directed RNA polymerase activity. Lineage: Eukaryota; Fungi; Ascomycota; Sordariomycetes; Sordariales; Chaetomiaceae. The transcript has a single exon.
CGAACAGGCUCCCGAAUUUUUUGACUGCAUCAAGUUCGAAUUGCCAUCCGUCCGCAUAUUGCAACCCGAGAGCCACUCUCGCCUACCCCCGACCUACUUACAGACAACCGUCAUCGCAACCAGGCAGCACCCCCCUCAGAUCUUUUCGGUAUUUUCUUGCCCGACCUUAAACAAGUCCUCGGUCUCCCCCAGCCAAGAAUGUCGAACAUCGCCUCGGACGCGCAGCUCUUCGAAGACCACUUCCGGGUCGAGCGGUUGGGCAAUGCCAAGUAUGACCGCGUCGACCGCAUCUACUGCCAGUCGGAGGACAAGAGCAUCACCAUGACGCUGGAUAUCAACAACGAGCUGUUUCCCUGCAAGCCCGACGACGAGCUGCACGUGGCGCUGGCGACCUCUCUAAACUACGACGGGAGCAAGGACAACGAGCGCGGAUGGCGGGAUGUGGCGAAGGCCGGUGCCAGCGACGCCACGCUAGCCGACAUCUUUGAUUAUGUCUGCUACGGGAAGAUCUACAAGUUCGAGGAUGCCGAGGACGGGAAGACAAUGUGAGUGUUAUUUGCUUUGCUGCUGUAGCCGCGCAGGGGCUGUG